Hydra vulgaris (swiftwater hydra) is the source of this 897-nucleotide messenger RNA. RefSeq names its product ATP-dependent DNA helicase PIF1-like. Gene Ontology annotation, molecular function: DNA helicase activity. Gene Ontology annotation, cellular component: replication fork. The record is from RefSeq and is a predicted model, not a curated record. Gene Ontology annotation, biological process: telomere maintenance; DNA replication; DNA repair. NCBI's taxonomy places the organism in Eukaryota, Metazoa, Cnidaria, Hydrozoa, Anthoathecata, Hydridae.
AUGAUUCCCAAACACGCUUUAAAUGCAAUCGAUCGGUUGUUAAAAGAUGUUUGCAACAACAACUUUCCAUUUGGAGGAAAAGUCAUUCUUUUUGGUGGUGACUUUAGGCAAAUUUUGCCUGUUGUGAAAAGAGGGAGACCAGCUGAAGUUGUAGAAUCAUGUAUAAAAUGUUCUUUACAGUGGCAAUGGGUGCAGAAGUUUACAUUAACUGAAAAUAUGAGAGUACGUGAUGGAGAAGGAGAUUUUUCCGAAUGGCUGUUAAAACUUGGUAGUGGAACAAUACCUGGCAAGGAGGAAGAUCCUUUUAAGGGAUGUAUUGAAAUACCGCAACAGUGCAUUAUUAGAGAAAACGAAUCAAUAGUUGAAAAAAUAUUUGGAGAUGCUCAACAAGAUGAUUAUGCUAAACGUGUCAUUUUAACACCCACCAAUGUGGAUUCAUUGUCAAUCAAUGAAGAAGUGCUUAAACGUCUACAUGGAGAGGUCAAAACUAAUUUAAGUGCUGAUCAAAUAGACACUGACGAUCUUAAUGAAAGAAAUAAUUUCCCUGUUGAGUUUUUGAACAGCUUAACUCCUUCAGGUAUGCCUACUUAUUGUUUAAAAUUGAAAAUUGGUUGUGUAAUUAUGCUACUUAGAAAUUUAGAUCUUAAAGCUGGGCUAUGUAAUGGAACCCGAAUGAAAGUUUGUGCUCUCCAAACCAAUUAUAUUGAUGCAGAGGUUUUGACAGGUGUUUCUGAAGGUAAACGGGUAUUUGUUCCUCGAAUUCAGUUGGCUCCAUCAGAUUCUAAUUUACCUUUUGUUCUAAAACGUCGUCAGUUUCCUGUCAGAUUAGCUUAUUCGAUGACAAUCAAUAAAAGUCAAGACAGCUUUGCUUACCUUCCUGUUGGUGUCUAUCGUUAA